Molecule: messenger RNA, 935 nt
Organism: Engraulis encrasicolus (European anchovy)
Lineage: Eukaryota; Metazoa; Chordata; Actinopteri; Clupeiformes; Engraulidae
Exons: 1
Coding region: 51-935 (294 amino acids)
Biological process (GO): regulation of cytokine production; T cell receptor signaling pathway; regulation of apoptotic process
Cellular component (GO): external side of plasma membrane
Molecular function (GO): signaling receptor binding
Source: RefSeq, a predicted model, not a curated record
AGAAACUCCAUUUCACUCUGAAAGCAGCACUCCACAGUGAGGACUACACCAUGGCCACUGCAGAGACAAACCAAGACUUUCAACUAAUCAUUCCUAAAGACGAAAUAGUUCUGAAGGAUAUUGGUGUUGAUGUCACACUGGGCUGUCACCUCUCUCCUUCAAUCAGUGCUGUUGCUAUGGAGAUCAGGUGGUUUAAGGAGACAGACUGUAUAUACCUGUAUGUGAAUGGUGACACAAAGUCUGCUGAGCUGCUCUAUCCUGCGAGGACCUACAAGGGCAGAGUGAAUGUGGACCCCAAGCGGCUACAGAGAGGAGACGUGUCUCUCACACUGAGGGGGUUUUAUGAGUCUGAUAGAGGUGUGUACACGUGCCAGGUCAUCAGUGGAGAAUGCACACAUGAGAGAAGACUCAAGUUGGAGAAUUACACUUGGCCAUGGGAUGCAGCAGUGUUCAGAUUUAGAAUGUGGGCCAAACGUUUACAAUGGAGGGAGAUCACUGAUGAUGAGCGACACCGCAUGGGGAGAACAGCACAGUUGCUGACUGUCCAAAUGUUUCAGGGUAAGGUGAAGGUGAAGGAUCAGGUGAAUGUGCAGUUAAUGAAUCCAAUUGAAUCAGGGGCCAACAACACGAGCCUGGAGCAGCCACAGCCAGAAGUUCAAAUGAAACAAAGCGAAGAACAGCUGCAGAAGUGCCGUCAUAUCAUCAUUACCAGCCUGUCAGGAAGUACAGUCAAGAGUCUUCUGGAUGGACUCCAGAGCAUUCCUGUGAUCAGCAGCAUGGAGGCAGAGGAGAUUCUGCAGAAAACCAGUGUGGUGCAUGAGCAGGCAAGGUCCCUCAUUGACACGGUGUUGAAGAAGGGAGACAAAGCCUCUAACAUCUUGCUUAGCUUGCUUGAAAAACUCGACCCUUUCACAUAUGACAAGCUCGGCCUGUAA